AUGUCGCUGCGACGUUCUUUUCUCUCCUCAAAAAUCUCCCAUCGUUCCUUCAGACUGUCCAAAUCCUUUAAAGAAUUCAAAUCCCCAGAUACCCAAAUUAGUUUUAAUUACAAUAACAAAGAAGAAAUAGAAACCGCAGAAAAGGGAAAUGAGUGUAAUAAAGAACAGCAAAACGGCUUCGUUGGUAAGUCGGGUUCGUGGGCAGGUUUGUUGCCGGAGCUGCUGGGGGAGAUAAUACAGAGAGUGGAGGUGAGCGAGGAGCAAUGGCCACAGCGCCAAAACGUUGUUGCAUGCGGGUGCGUUUGCAAGCAGUGGAGGAAGGUCACAAAAGAUGUGGUCGAGAAGGCGUCCGUUAAUCCACAGGCUGCAAAAAUUACUUUCCCUUCUUGCCUCAAGAAGCCAGGGCCUUGGGAGUCUCCACGUCAGUGUCUUAUAAAGCGUGACAAGAAGAAUGCUACGUUUUACCUUUAUCUAGCUCUUUCACCGUCAUUUAUGGAUGAAGGGAAGUUCCUCUUAGCAGCACGAAGAUACAGGAAUGGUACUCACAUCGAGUACAUUAUAUCACUCGAUGCUAGCGAUAUAUCACAAGGAAGUAAUGCCUAUGUCGGAAAAUUAAGGUCGGAUUUCCUUGGCACUAAUUUUUCAAUCUAUGAUAGCCAACCGCCACAUAGUGGAGCACAGCCUUCAAGCAGUAGAGCUGGUCGUCGUUUUGCAAGCAAACAGAUAAGUCCCCAAGUUCCAGCUGGUAAUUUUGAAAUUGGGCAGGUGUCCUACAAGUUUAACCUCUUGAAAUCAAGAGGCCCAAGGAGAAUGGCGUGCUCACUUAAGUGCCAAAUGUCAGAAGAAAUGGCAGUGGACAAAUCUCAAGUUAAUUUAAGAAUGAAGAAACCCGAGUCCUCAAAUGUCGGAUACACAGUUUUAAAGAACAAAGCUCCAAGGUGGCAUGAACACUUGGAAUGUUGGUGCUUGAAUUUCCAUGGUAGAGUGACGGUUGCAUCAGUCAAGAACUUUCAACUUGUUGCAACAAUUGAUCAAAGUCAGCCGAGUGGAAAAGGUGAUGAGGAAACAGUACUUCUCCAGUUUGGGAAGGUAGGAGGUGAUACCUUCACAAUGGACUAUAUGCAACCUUUGUCGGCUUUUCAGGCAUUUGCUAUUUGCCUAACCAGUUUUGGAACAAAACUGGCAUGCGAGUAA
This is a messenger RNA of Fraxinus pennsylvanica, 1194 nucleotides long. The record is from the annotation of a GenBank genome assembly. Lineage: Eukaryota; Viridiplantae; Streptophyta; Magnoliopsida; Lamiales; Oleaceae.